AUGCAGUCUGCAACAAUCUUCUUCAUUCUAGUUGGUCUGUUGGUCAUUUUCCAAGAAACAGAAUGCGGUACCGCGGGGAAAACUCUCAUAGCAGCCAUUAAGGCCAAGAAGGAAGCUGAUUCGACCAAGAAUCCCGGUCUACUUCAUCCUAAGGAAUUAGCUCCAUCACCACCACCAGGCUGGAGAGCGGCAGUGUGGUAUGCCAGGAAAUAUCUCAAUUCCUUGUGCGCAGUCAAUACUUACCUUGCCUACCUACCAUUUUUAAAUUGGCUGUGA
Trichobilharzia szidati is the source of this 276-nucleotide messenger RNA. The record is from the annotation of a GenBank genome assembly. NCBI's taxonomy places the organism in Eukaryota, Metazoa, Platyhelminthes, Trematoda, Strigeidida, Schistosomatidae.